This is a messenger RNA of Suncus etruscus (white-toothed pygmy shrew), 3647 nucleotides long. RefSeq names its product enoyl-CoA hydratase and 3-hydroxyacyl CoA dehydrogenase (gene EHHADH). Gene Ontology annotation, biological process: fatty acid beta-oxidation. The transcript has 7 exons. The record is from RefSeq and is a predicted model, not a curated record. NCBI's taxonomy places the organism in Eukaryota, Metazoa, Chordata, Mammalia, Eulipotyphla, Soricidae. Gene Ontology annotation, cellular component: peroxisome. Gene Ontology annotation, molecular function: (3S)-3-hydroxyacyl-CoA dehydrogenase (NAD+) activity; NAD+ binding. The coding region runs from base 19 to 2184 and encodes 721 amino acids.
GGCGACGUCGGAGCUAAUAUGGCAGAGUACACGCGGCUGCUCAACUGCUUGGCGCUCAUCCGCCUGCAAAACCCACCUGUCAAUGCGCUCAGUACAAAAGUACUCCUGAGUUUAAAGGAGGGACUGAAGAAAGCAGCUUCAGAUAGUUCCGUGAAAGCUAUUGUGAUUUGUGGAGCAGACGGCAAAUUCAGUGCAGGUGCUGAUAUCCAUGGCUUCAAAUCUGAGAAAAGCCUCUCAUUGGGCAGCCUUGUAGAUGAAGUACAGAACAAUGAGAAGCCUGUGGUGGCUGCUAUUCAAGGCCUGGCUUUAGGAGGGGGCCUGGAGCUGGCUCUGGGGUGUCACUAUAGGAUUGCCCAUGCAGAGGCUCAGGUUGGCUUUCCUGAAGUGUCCCUUGGACUUCUUCCUGGUGCCAGAGGAACACAGCUCCUCCCUAGACUCACUGGAGUUCCCGCUGCACUUGACUUAAUCACCUCGGGGAGACAUAUUUCAGCCAGUGAAGCACUCAAGCUGGGUAUUCUAGAUGAAGUUGUGAACUCAGAUCCUAUUGAAGCAGGAAUCAAAUUAGCCCAGAAAAUUUCAGCUCAACCUCUAGAAUCUCGCAGAAUUCGGAACAGGCCCAUUCCAGACAUGCCUGGCAUGGAUUCCAUCUUCAAUGAAGCUGUUUUGAAGAUACGGAAGAAGUACCCAGGAUCCCUAGCUCAAGAGACCUGUGUCCGUGCUGUCCAGGCUGCAGUCCAGUAUCCCUACGAAGAGGGCAGCGAGAAGGAGAAGGAACUGUUCAUGUACCUUUGGAAAUCAGGGCAGGCACAAGCCCUUCAAUAUGCCUUCUUCGCUGAGAGGAAUGCAAGCAAGUGGUCUACUCCAUCCGGAGCCUCCUGGAAAACAGCGACAGCAAAGCCCAUUUCCUCAGUUGGUGUUGUCGGAUUGGGAACAAUGGGCCGAGGCAUUGUCCUUUCACUUGUAAUGGCCAAGAUACCUGUGAUUGCUGUGGAAUCUGACAAAAAACAGCUAGAGAUUGCAGACAAGAUAAUAACCUCAGUUUUAGAAAAGGAAGCAACCAAAAUGCAACGGAGUGGCAACCCAGUGUCAGGACCAAAACCUAAGCUAACUACAUCUCUAAAGGAGCUUGGUGGUGUAGAUUUAGUAAUUGAGGCAGUAUUUGAGGAGAUGAACCUGAAGAAAUGUGUCUUUGCUGAACUGUCAGCUGUGUGUAAGCCAGAAGCCUUUUUAUGCACCAAUACUUCAGCCCUGGAUGUUGAUGAGAUUGCUUCUUCCACAGAUCGUCCUCACCAGGUCAUUGGUACUCACUUCUUUUCACCUGCUCAUAUCAUGAAGCUGUUAGAGGUCAUACCUGGCAAACAUGCUUCCCCCACUACCAUAGCCACUGUUAUGAACUUAUCAAAAAAGAUAAAAAAGUUUGGAGUUGUUGUGGGCAACUGUUUUGGAUUUGUUGGGAAUCGAAUGCUGUUUCCAUAUUACAAUCAGACUUCUUUCUUAAUAGAAGAUGGCAGUACCCCACAGGAGGUAGAUCAGGUCCUGGAAGAGUUUGGUUUCAGAAUGGGACCUUUCAGAGUGUCUGAUCUUGCAGGGCUGGAUGUGGGUUGGAAAUCUCGGAAAGGGCAAGGUCUUACUGGACCUUCAUUGCCCCCAGGAACUCCUGCCCGAAAACGAGGCGAUUUAAGAUAUUGCCCACUUGCUGAUAUGCUCUGUGAAUUAGGGCGAUUUGGCCAGAAGACAGGGAAAGGUUGGUACCUAUAUGAUAAGCCACUGGGUAGGAUUCACAAACCUGAUCCUUGGUUUUCCGAAUUCCUAGCACAAUACAGAGAAACCCAUCACAUCAAGCCACGUACUAUUAGCCAGGAAGAGAUCCUGGAGCGGUGUGUAUAUUCACUCAUCAAUGAAGCAUUCCGUAUCUUGGAGGAAGGGAUAGCAACUAACCCAGAACACAUUGAUGUUGUCUAUUUACAUGGAUAUGGAUGGCCAAGGCACAAGGGUGGUCCCAUGUUCUAUGCUUCCACGGUUGGCUUGCCCACUGUUCUAGAGAAGUUGCAGAAAUAUUAUAAUCAGAAUCCUGAUAUUCCUCAACUGGAGCCUUGUAACUACCUGAAAAAACUGGCUUCCCAGGGAAACCCUCCUUUAAAAGAAUGGCAAAGUUUGGCAGGUCCCCUCUACAGUAAGUUAUGAUUUUGAUUUGCUUCACAUGACUAGCAUCAAGUAACACUCACAUAAUUUUAUUAACAUUAAACCCACAGAUUAUUCUGAAUUCAAAGAAAGAAAGCAUUAGUCAGCUAAAUAUCCUCCCUGGGUCUUCUGUGCAAUGACUCUUAAAGGUCAGAUAUUUGGAAACAUGCUUUCUAGGCCUCAAAUUCUAUUCCCAUCAAAGAAAUUAAUUCAGUCCCAGUGAGUAAAAUGUAAAUAAUAUGAAAAUGAAGGAGAAAGCAUAAUAUAUGGUUAAAGUAUUUUUAUCAUUGGAGAAAUAAUGACAUUAGUUAAUAACUGAUAAUAUAGUCAUAAAUUUAUUUUGGUCCCUUUCAAAUUCACAUAGGAAAUUUUAUGACUCCUUCAUUUCAUGCACAUUCAUUGAAUACAUUCUGAGCACUUUGUAUAUCACAUAUCAUACUUAGUUUUCAGAGGGACAUUAUUUCAACAAGGAAACCUGUGACAGAACUUCAGUUGGUAGUCUUGGAGGUGAAAUUGAGACAUUUGCAAGAGGGUGUCUGUGAGUGAAGCUGGAAAGCUAUUUAAGAAAAGGCAAAUGUUGUGAUUGGAAAGAGAAGCAAAGUGUCAGAAUCUGAGUGUUAUCAGCUGCGAUUUGGUGAGGGAAUGAAUAUUUCAGACCAGAAAGGGACUCAGAGUGGCAUGGCCAGAACUGCUCAAUAUGCCACUUUGUCUUAUGUCCAGUCACACAUAGACAUUGUGCUUACUACUUGCAGGGGGAUCAGUGUAUUUGUUGAUAUUUUCCUUGAGCUCAGGGAUGUGCACAAUCUGGUCUUAAUUACUCUGCUUUUCAUGGAGAAGUAACAGUGAGUUGUUGACUUCCUGUGCAGAGGAAUCUUCAGGAACAUUUAAUUCAACCUUCUCUGAUUUUCUGAAGGACUGAUGGUGUCUGUUUUCUUAUCAUGGUCAGCCUUUAUGAUGUUGGAUACAGAGACUUGAAUAUAUUUGAGACUUGAAAAAUCUAAAAUUAUUGCCAAAUAAAAUUUUUUAAAAUACAUUGUUAUGAGUGCUCUUAAUCUUUUGUUGGAGGAUUUAGAGUUCAGGGACUGGUCAGCACAAAAGUUGGAAACAAAUAUUUAUCGCAGGAUUAUUCAUCAGCCAAAGAUUGAAAACAAAUUUGAUGUUCAUCAACUAAAAAUGGCUAAACAACAUAUAGAAUAGCCAGUACUGUAAAACAGAAUUGAGCCUAAAAAGAAAUGAAGUAAUGAUGUAUGCCACAAUAUGACAAACCUUGGGAAUAUUGAAUUUAAACCUUGUCAAAUAAAAGAAGGCAGUCACAAAGGCCAUAUAUCAUAAGGACAUUUAUAUGAAAUGGUCAGGAAAGGCAAAUCUAUAUAGACAGCAGAAUAGAGGUUGCUUGGUGCUGGAAUGAUUGACUGAAGUGAACAGUAAUAGCUAACGGAUAUAGGAUUUCUCUUUGUGUUCUGAAA